UCUCAAAGGCUGAGGCGCCGGCCGCCCUGAGGCCCGGAGCGAGGCUGCCCCAGCGCCGCACCAUGGACUCGCGACCCGAGGAGUAUGAGCUCAAUGGCGACGUGCGCCCGGGCUCGCUUGGCUCCCCGGACGCCUCGGACUUGAUUCCUAGGCCACCCCGCUGGGGCAGGAACCAGCCCAUCAACAUGAACCAUUAUGCCAAUAAGAAGAGUGCGGCCGAGAGCAUGCUGGACAUCGCACUGCUGUUGGCCAACGCCUCCCAGCUGAAGGCUGUCAUCGAGCAGGGCCCUGGAUUCGCCUUCUUCAUCCCCCUGGUGGUCCUCAUCUCUGUCUCCCUCAUGCUGCAGAUCGGUGUGGGCGUGCUGCUCAUCUUCCUUGUCAGGUAUGACCUCAACAACCCUGCCAAGCAUGCCAAGCUGGACUUCCUCAACAAUCUGGCCACUGGCCUGGUCUUCAUCAUCGUCGUGGUCAACAUCUUCAUCACUGCCUUUGGCGUCCAGAAGCCCACGAUGGACACGGCACCCCGGCAGUAGGGGUUCGGAUGCCCCCGGAUCGUGCCUGGCCGCAGCUGCCUAAACCCAGGAGGCGCCUUGCCCUUGAGGCCCACCCUCCUGUGCGCGCAUUCCCCCGGACCGCCAUAGCCCAGGCUGGCCCCGCUGGACUGCAUCCAAGCAAGCCACACACGGUCAGGCCGCUCGGGCCAGCACAGGGCCUGCCCCAUCCUCAGCCGCUCCUCCUCCUGGGGCAUGGCGCGGUGAGGCCAAGAAGACAGGACUGUAGAGUCUUCAGCAAGGGCCGUCGCUGCCGUGGACACACAGCAGGCCCAAGGAUGGGGGGCAAGAGGCUGGCGCCGCCUCAGGACAUUUCCAGAGGGAUGAGGAGGCGCCUGCCCUCUGCCAGUGCAGCAGUGUCCUGGCCUUGUGUGCUGCCCACCCUGAGUGACCCAUGACCUCUGCACUUCCUGACCCAGGACCGUAGACCACCAGCGACCCUGUGGGACCCCCACCGUGGCCACUGACUCAGGCCUCACACCCUCUACCAGCAGUGACUCGGCAGGGCCCUACCCCUCCUUGGCGGUCUGAGCCCCCACUUUUCUAAGUACAAGUAACCAGUAAAGCUGAUGCUCCUCCUCGUGUGGCUCCCAGUGCCAUCCUCCCCUCCCCCAGGCCUGGGUGCUGUGCACCGUGCCCCUCAGAGCACCAGCCUGUGCAGCCCUCCUCUCUCUCUCCCCACAAGCCUGUGAACUUUGUGGGGAGCAGCCUCUGUUGGCAUCUCCAGACAUCACCCCCAUGUGUCCUCGGGGACUGGUGACCCCUGACCAGACCCUCAUGGAAAGUUCCAGCACUCCCACAUUUCCUGCAGUUUGCAUGCCCACACAGGUCCCUUCUGCACCCACAGUACUGGCUCACCUUGUGGUGGUGCGGGGCACUGCUGGUCAAUCAGGCCGAGGGGACUGAGGAGAGUGGGGCUGGUGCUGAGCAAGCCCCGACCCUGCGGAGGCACCAACAAGGGCCAGGUGCUGUCUCGGGGGGACCUUGGGGCCACAUCGCACCUGGCUGGGCCUCCAGCUCCCUCCGUCCACCCUGUGGCCUCUAGGGCCUGAGCCCUCACUCUCUGCCCCCUUGUCGCCUCCUCUCUGACUCCUGCUGGCCCCACCCCUCAUCUCCUGGAGGCAGCAAUGCUCUUACUUGGUCCUCCCUAGGUGAGAUACCUGAGAAUCCCCUCCAAGCAACUGGAGCCCCGGGUGGGGAUGCAGCCCCCAGGAGCUCCCAAGGCCCCUCCCCCAUCACUUCUCUUGCCCUCUCCACUCUGAGCCUGGGGCAGCUCCAACACCUUGUUCCCUUAAGACAUUCAGGUGACCCCACAGACUCUUCCGUGGGGCUGAAAAUUCAACUCUGCACAAAGUGAUUGACAAACAGGGGUGCUUCUGGGUGAGGUGAUCUAAUCCUGGGCUUUACUUUAAAUAAAUAA
Molecule: messenger RNA, 1971 nt
Organism: Delphinapterus leucas (beluga whale)
Lineage: Eukaryota; Metazoa; Chordata; Mammalia; Artiodactyla; Monodontidae
Gene: NINJ1
Product: ninjurin 1
Biological process (GO): cell adhesion; tissue regeneration
Cellular component (GO): membrane
Source: RefSeq, a predicted model, not a curated record